ACGCAAAUUCUCGCGCGUAAUUCGAGAAAUCAACAACCGUCACUGCAAAGUCAAGUGCCCACUCAACGAAUAUUGGUACAGCAGCCACCGAAGAAUAUCUAACAGAGAAGGCCCAUUCUAUGUUAUAAGAAGCAAAUAAGGCAGAUAUGGAGGGCUCUUGUAUGGAGCUGGCCCUGGAAGGGGAACGGCUGUGCAAGGCGGGAGACUGCCGCGCUGGAGUCCAAUACUUCGAGGCCGCAGUCCAAAUAGGCACUGACGAUUUGAAGACUCUGACAGCUAUAUACAGUCAACUUGGAAAUGCGUACUUUUAUCUUGGAGAGUAUGGAAAGGCAUUGGAGUAUCACAGACAUGAUUUGAAUUUAGCAAGAACAAUAGGAGACAAACUUGGGGAAGCAAAAGCCAGCGGUAACCUGGGGAAUACGCUAAAAGUUCUGGGUAAAUUUGAAGAGGCAAUCGCCUGCUGUGAAAGACACCUUGAAAUUUCGAGGGAACUGGGAGAGAAGGUAGGAGAAGCUAGAGCCCUAUACAAUCUUGGUAACGUGUAUCAUGCCAAAGGAAAGCAAGUUGGGCGUAACGGUCAACAGGACCCUGGGGAGUUCACACCAGAGGUCAAGGAGGCCCUGCAACAGGCAGCAGAUUAUUAUGAGGAGAAUCUCAAAAUCGUACAAGAGCUUGGGGACAGAGCAGCUGAGGGAAGAGCCUGCGGUAACCUCGGCAAUACCCAUUAUCUGUUGGGUAAUUUCGCUCAGGCUAUUCGCUACCAUGAGGAGCGUCUUGCCAUUGCCAAGGAAUUUGGUGACAAAGCAGCAGAGAGGAGGGCGUACAGCAAUCUUGGGAAUGCUCACAUCUUCCUUGGAGAGUUUGAGGUGGCUGCAGAUCACUACAAAAAAACGCUUCAAAUUGCCAAGCAGCUACAAGACCGUGCACUGGAGGCGCAGGCCUGCUACAGCCUGGGCAAUACCUACACCCUACUCCGUGACUAUGACAAAGCCAUCGAGUAUCAUUUGAGGCACCUGCGGAUUGCCCAGGAGCUCCAGGACCGUAUCGGAGAGGGUCGGGCAUGCUGGAGUCUGGGAAAUGCACACACUGCGCUGGGGAACCAUGAGCAGGCACUCCAGUUUGCCAGCAAACACCUUCUGAUCUCCAAAGAGAUUGGAGAUUCCACAGGUGAAGCCACUGCCAAGAUGAACCUGUCUGAUCUCAGGACUCUACUUGGCAUCAGUCCCAGUGAGAGACUGCCAUCAGAUCUUGACACAUCCAGUAUCAGCACAGACCAGCAGAGCCUGGCCUCCUCCUACACCACAACAGAUUCAGACAGGACAGACGACAGCGGAGGUACCCGCAAUUCAAACCGCCAGAGAAGACACAGCAUGGAAAACAUGGAGCUGAUGAAGCUCACUCCUGACAAGAAAAAUCAUAAAUCCCAUACCAAGCCAAAAUCCCACAGGCUACAGAAGUCUGCCACCGUGGCGACGGAUAUCGAUGUUGAGAAUCGCGACCCACAGAGCAGUGGGGAUACAGUUCACGCCGCCAAAGUGGUCACUUUGAAAACCAUUGGAAAGGGGCAUACAACCGACUUCAGCGGAAAUGACGAGGAUGAUUUCUUUAACCAAAUCAUGAAAUUUCAAAGCCGCCGCAUGGAGGACCAAAGAUGUUCAUUCAAGGUGACAGGUGACCAUCCAGUUCCCAAUAAAAAUAGCCUAGCUCUUUCCGGCAAAGCAGAUGAGUUUCUUGACAUGGUGGCUGGGAUCCAGGGAUCAAGGAUGAAUGACCAACGGGCACAUCUGCCCCAGUUUCCAGGGCUGAAUAAUAGCCAGGCUGUGAUAGGUCAGCUUCUCCACAACAGUCCAGACACCGCUGUACCAGACGACAACUUCUUUGAAAUGCUUAUGAGAUGCCAGGGAACAAGAUUAGAGGACCAGAGAAGUCAUCUACAACCAGUUGAUGUACGUUCGGCACCAACAGUUCCAGAUGAAGAUUUCUUCACACUUAUUCAGCGUAUACAGUCAAAUCGCCUUGACGAACAAAGGUCGGUUUUACCACCAAAGAAACAGUCUGAAACUGACCAAGACACAAAAAAUGUGACUGAGCCAAGCACAGUGAAUGGAAAAAAGAAAAAGAAAUGACAUUUGCAUGAGUUGCAGACUUUAAGAAAAAUGAUACUGAUGAAUCCAGGAUAGUAUGUCAUGCUGCUCGAAACAAUUCCAGCUUCUUAACAAUGUGAGAAAAUCCAUAAAAAGAUACUCACAAUAUGGAAAAUUUAUCUUUUAUUACCUAGUAUGUUACAUUUCAGUGGCAUGAAGUGGCAAAGGUAGUGUUCAAAUGGCAUAUGGUUUUAAUGAAAGAUCAGUUGCUUUUAUAUACGGAUGAACCAAACCAUACUUUUUUUGGAUCAUGCACAGUUCUUAAAACCAGAGAAGAGAGGGGAAAGCAUCAGUUACUUAUUCUUUGAAAAGGAAUUUAAACACCCAUUUAUGUAUAUCACGUUUUUUGCUUUCUGCACCUGGGUUGAAAACCCACAAGACUGAACCAAAAACUCCAAGCGGAUGUAUUAGAGUAAAUGUAUUUGUGGGAGCACUUUACUGCCUCUAGAGAGGUAUUGCUUGCAAUCCGGUUCAGAACCGCACCAAGUAAUCACCAUUACAGAGACAUAGGAGAAUGAAGUAUUCAUAAUUAUCAUCAUUUUCUAAGUCAAAUUAUUCAUGAGCUACACCAAUUUGGUUUGAGAUGCUGAUGGUGUCGCAUUAAAAUGAAAAGGAAAAAAAACAGCAAUAGCUCAAGCCACUUAAAAAUUAUGCCACAAGAUCUUCAAAAUUUAACUUUUAAAAAGACAAUUUUGCUGGUCAUUUAACUGCACAAAGAGCACUCUAAAUUUUCAUCUGAUCAGUAAGAGACUAGUUCUGUCCAAUUUAUGCCAUUCGUGUCAGACAAGAAUUCUAAAGUAUUAAGGAUUUAACACCAGAAAGCAAGGCCAUUCUUGUAAGCAGUUUCAGAACCACACCAAAGGUUAAGCGAUUCCAAUACAACAAGGUGACAAGGAUUUUAGAAAUGGGAUUACUUCACCAAAACAUUAAAUAAUUGGAAAUGGAAAAAUUUGAAGAAGUAUUCAGUCAUUUCAUCACAAGGAGAAGCAGUUCAGUCAUAUCUUAUUUUAAGAGCACUCAGCAAUGAUCAGAUUUGCCAUCAUAUGUCCAGAGGAUGCUCGCUAAUUCAACAAUGUAUUCGCCUGGCUAAAAGUUCAAAAUGGAAAGCAUAUUAAGUCACUGUGUCUGGAUUUAGAUGACACAGUCUGCUUAACCACCAUAGUUAAUCUUGUCUGCAUUGGAAAGUUGUUCAUUUGGAGCAGAUAAUUCUGUUUGACAUAUUUAUGGAGUGGAGCUCACUUUUCAGUUCCUGCAUGGUAAUAUGACAUUACAUUACAUUUAUAUGUAAAAAUAAUUAUUCACUUAACCAAUUAUAUGGUAGGUUCUGAAUGAGUGCAUUCAUUUGGAUCUUAAGCAGCGCCAGCAGUGACUACUUUGCAAAAGAUUUCACAUUUUCUUUUUGGAAUAUGAAGCUGAGAGUUGGCCUUUUCAGGGCCAUUUUGCAAUGUAGAUUUGGAUUGAUGAGCACCAGUGAGUCAAAACUUCAAUCUGGCGUGCAUGUAGAAUGAUUCUCAUUGAAUUAUUGCAUGAUGGGUUUCAUUUUUGUUCUUUUUUCUCCAUUUUUUUCUCAAACUUCUCAGCUGUGAUUGAACUGGGAUGAAAUGUUUCCAUGACACGAUAAGGUCAACCCUUGGAGCCCACAUCCUAAUGCAAUCUAGUCAGCCAGCUCUGGGUGGAUCAAUAGCAAAACUGCCACAGCCCAUGUCUGGGUUGGGUUAGAUGUGAUGUGCUGUGUAUUGGCCACUUAAGUUCAGUUCACAGUGCAUGCUUCUUUAAGAAGAAGCCCAGAAACUAGUUCCUGGAUCCAUGCUGCAAAAGUUUCAUGUCACCUGGGUUGGUAAGGUAACCCGAUGGGCCAAGCCAUCAGUUCAAGUUGAGUUCCAUCAGUCUAUCAACUGAUUGGGCAGCUUUAUUUGGACCAAGAAGGUUAAUUGGAAUCAACCCAAUUGAUCUGAAAUAUUGUUAGUUGUCACAUAGUAAACUCCUCAUAAUUCACCACCUUAUACUUACCAUUAUUGUUUGUGUCAAACAAAUUUUGUGGCAUGGAUUUUUUUUCUUUGGUGUGAGCUAAAACUGAUGAAUUAUUGUAUGCCCAUCUUGAACCCUUCUUUAAUUCAAAACAUUUUCUGUUUCUCAAGUGUUCAGGGUAAAGUCUGCUCUAAUUCUGAACUGUUUUAGAAGCAGCAUGAGCAUUUUGGUAUAUGUGAACCAAGUUGAUUAACCCUGUGGUUUAUGUAGGAUUAGCAUUUUGAGUUUUUAUCUUUUACCUUUUAAGGUGAUAAUGAUGUACACAUUGUAAUUAUUAUCCUACAGUGAAAAGUACUUUUUGCGCAAGCAGUAAAAUCUUUACUGAAGAUGGACACAACAAGCUGACAAACCUUGUCAUUUAUAAUUAUUUUUCACUUUUGUUUGGUAUAUUCUGGCGCACACUUUACGUUAUAUAUCAGUAAUAUAUUUGCUGAAAAUUUGUUCACAGAUGUGUACAGUGUUAUAUUUGUAUAGAUUUAAAGCAGUUACUGCAUAAUUAUCAUAAUUACCACAUACACAAGCACACACAUACUUUUAAUUAUUGCCUACUGCACAUUACCUACAAUGUGAAGAUCUGCUUUAUCUGUAUUAAAAGUAACAUAAACACAUUGGCACCAGUUUUAACGUAAGCACAAUGGACUGCAUUCUAAAAUCUUUAGGGGGAAAUUGAAGGAAUGUUUUGGAAUUGUUGGCCCAAGAAGUUUGCAUUUAAACUCAUAAACAAGCUAGCUUGAAUUGACUGGAGAACUGUUUUGGAUGUGGCUUACUUUGAUGACUAAGGAAAAAAGUUGAAAUUACCAGAAAUUUUGAAUUUCUAAAUAAAGGUCUAUUGUUCUGUGUGUGCCUUUAAAGGGGGUAUUACAUAGUGAAAGGAUUGCAUUUCUGAGGUUUAUUUAUUUUAAUUGCUAAAAAUAUUUUAAAUUGUUUUGUUUUAUAGCAUCUGGUAUUGUAUGAUAUUAAUGCUGAAGUCAUGUUUAUUUUAAAUCCAAUGUUUUCAGCAGUCCCUAUUUCAAUAAUUUCACAUGGGGUAUGAAGUGAUGGCUUGUCCCCUUCCCCCCUCCCGCCCCUUUUUUUCAUUAAAUAUAUGAUUGGAAUUUUCAAACUUUUGGAGGUUUUCCACCUUUGGGUGUUCAAAAAAAAAUGCAAAAAAUUGUGGAUUUCACAUGCAAUGAUGAACACAAAAAGUUAUUUUGGUUUUGCCAGUUUGUCCCUCUGUUCCCUAACUCAAAGCACUGUUGCCUUUAUGCGCACAGAGCUGUUCUUAACUGUACAAUACAUUAUUUAAUUUUGUUUAAUGACAACAUUUGCCACAAAAUUUGCUCACACCUAAAUUAAGAUGUAUUAGAUAAUUUUAUAUGUUAGCACACUGCAGCUCUAUAUAUAGAGGUUAAAAUUAAUGAAGCAAACCAGACUCUUUUAUGGGGGGGGGGGGGGUUGAGCCUCUCCAUUGUGAUUCGCUUAAUCAGUAUAAUAAAUCUGUAAAUUUGAAAUAAACCCAGUGAAUAGUCUCCAUUCUAAUUAAGACAAAAAUGACCGUGUUUGUUUCUUUGUGAUCAUUGUUAAAUUAUUUUGCCCCUCACUUCAGGGCGAGGCCAGAUUUUUCCAUUCCUUAAUUGGUUUAUAUUUCAACAAGGAUGACGUAUGGAUCCUAGCUGGAAAAAAAAACGCCAUGAAAUAAACCGAAUAAUUUAUUAUAAUCAGUGAUCUAAAGGAUCAAAACGCUUUGAUUAGAUUUAGGUGAAGAGGCCGUUUUUAAUCGUUGAUAUUUUAUCUUCGCCAUGUCUUUGUACGGUCAUGCAGUUUUAAGCAUUUAUAUAAUUAUCAUUUCUGAGUAUUUUAUUUAUUUAUUUAUUUUUAGUUUUCAUGUUAUUCAUUUAAUUAUUACGCUGUUUUAAGUGGUUCGGCUGAGUUAUGAUGCUCGGCCAAAGAAACAGUUAUUUUGUAAGUGUGAAGACGAGUUUCUCCUGGGAAAUGGUGAAGACAGACUAAAGAUUUCCAUGCCACGUGUUAAGGUGAUUUCGUGUGUACAUUGCGCAGUUCUGUCACCUAUGGCAUUGAGUAUAUAAUGACAUACAUAUAUUUUCCUUGAUUGUUAACAUAUCUGAGUCUUGAAAGAGCAUUGCGAAUUUUCAUCAGCUUACAGAGUUUUAUGAACUUGCUCCAUGAGCUGUCUGGAACAAUCAUUUUGCUUUUAUUUCAUAUAUAUUUUAACUUUUCUGAAAGAAUGUGACGGAGUAUUUGCUAAUGUUUUUGCUUGGACAUAUCCUAUGGUCUUGUAAGUGAAAUAUGUUUAUUAGAAAUUGUACAGAUGAAAUUUCUGGAAAAAUGUAUACAUAGGAUCUUAACUAAUAUAAGAAUAAAGAACAAAACUGU
Lingula anatina is the source of this 6545-nucleotide messenger RNA. RefSeq names its product G protein-signaling modulator 2. Gene Ontology annotation, cellular component: cell cortex. Gene Ontology annotation, molecular function: identical protein binding; GDP-dissociation inhibitor activity; G-protein alpha-subunit binding. Gene Ontology annotation, biological process: establishment of mitotic spindle orientation. The record is from RefSeq and is a predicted model, not a curated record. Lineage: Eukaryota; Metazoa; Brachiopoda; Lingulata; Lingulida; Lingulidae.